Molecule: messenger RNA, 219 nt
Organism: Mus pahari (shrew mouse)
Lineage: Eukaryota; Metazoa; Chordata; Mammalia; Rodentia; Muridae
Product: keratin-associated protein 20-2-like
Exons: 1
Coding region: 1-219 (72 amino acids)
Source: RefSeq, a predicted model, not a curated record
AUGUGCUACUAUGGCAGCUACUGUGGAGGCCUGGGCUAUGGCUAUGGAAGCCUAGGCUAUGGCUAUGGCUGUGGCUAUGGCUGUGGCUAUGGCUGUGGCUGUGGCUAUGGCUCUGGCUAUGGCUGUGGCUGUGGCUAUGGCUGUGGCUAUGGUGGCUAUGGUUAUGGCUGCGGCCGCCCACUGUGCUGUAGAAGAUACUGGUCCUGUGGCUUCUACUGA